This is a messenger RNA of Protopolystoma xenopodis, 220 nucleotides long. NCBI's taxonomy places the organism in Eukaryota, Metazoa, Platyhelminthes, Monogenea, Polystomatidea, Polystomatidae. The record is from the annotation of a GenBank genome assembly.
UCCUCCUCCUCUUCCUCCUCUUCCUCCUCUUCCUCCUCUUCCUCCUCUUCCUCCUCUGCCUCCUCUUCCUCGUCUUCCUACUCCUACUCAAACUCCUCCUUCUCCUCUUCCUCCCCCUCAACAAAUCGUUGAUGCUUUAAUGGCAGUCUCGAUGUCAUGCUGCCAUGCCUGCAUAUUAUGCAACUUAGUUAAAAGCAAUCUAUUUUGCCUGUACAGUUGA